Procambarus clarkii (red swamp crayfish) is the source of this 1527-nucleotide messenger RNA. RefSeq names its product eggshell protein 1-like. Gene Ontology annotation, cellular component: extracellular region. The record is from RefSeq and is a predicted model, not a curated record. NCBI's taxonomy places the organism in Eukaryota, Metazoa, Arthropoda, Malacostraca, Decapoda, Cambaridae. Gene Ontology annotation, molecular function: chitin binding.
ACUCAAGAAGAAGGGAUGAACGAAGGAUGGGAGAAGAGCUCAUUACUUCAUGAAUAGGUUCAGGACCUUUAGGAGCCCUAAGGUGACUGACCUUGCCGCUGCUGUGUAUAUAUAUAUGCCGCCAUCCACCGGCACCACCACACACCCGGCGCUGCCUUCACCACACACACACACACACGCCUCGCUUACUGCCGCGUAUCUUACUGGAAGUGAAGUGAUAAACGUACUGCAAGAUCUUCCAAACAUGGCCGGAGUGACUCAGAAUGUUGUGAUGAUGGUCCUCCUGGGUGUGGUCAGCGCCACCUACCUCGAUGGACCUCCGGCUCCGGUGUCCAACCAGAUCUCCUCCGUUCGUAGCGGAGGAUUUGGUGGUGGUAACGGUGGAGGUCCUGGAGGAUUCGCUGGCGGAGGCCAAGGAGGUUUCGGCGGUGGCGGAAAUGGCAAAUAUGGAGGAGGAAGUGGAGGAUUCGGUGGCAGUGUGGGAGGUGGAAAUGGCGGAUACACUGGCGGCGGUGGAGGAUUUUCCAGAGGAAGCAACGGAGGCUUCGGAGGGGGCAGCGGAGGAUAUGGUGGAGGCUCCGGUGACCCCAUUGCUGACCUUGCGGCUGCCAUUGGUGGAGGUGGUGUCCCAGGCAAAGAUUACCCUAUUCUGGCCUAUGUCCCAAAUACCGGCUUUUCCUGUGACGGUCAACUACCCGGUUACUAUGCUGACACGGCCCCAGAGGCCGGAUGUCAGGUAUUCCACAUCUGCCAAGCUGGUGGAAGGAUGGACUCUUUCCUCUGUCCCAACGGCACCAUCUUUAACCAGCAGUACUUCGUGUGUGACUGGUGGUACAACUUCGACUGUUCCACCGCCCAGCAGUUCUACGGUCUCAACGCAGAAAUAGGAAAAUCAAGCUACAGUGGUGGAAACGGUAACGGCAUCAGUAGCUACAGCGGUAAUAGCGGAGGAUUUGGUGCUGUUGUCAACCAACAGGGACAGUUCUCCAGCGGUGUCGGCGGAAGUGGGAAUGUUGGCGCUCCUUCACAGUCUUACGGAGCACCGGCCAUUAACGGCAACGGCAGAGGUGGCAACAGAAACCUUGGCUUCAACAGCGGUGGCGGUGGCAGGAACGGGGGCACUGGCAACCGGAAUAUCCAACCCCCAUCUGCCCUCUAUCAACUACCUACCAAAUAAGCUCUUGCGUUGAUUUUACGGAGCAAAAUUAUCUUGAUUGCUAUAUGUUCUCGCCACAUAUAUUGAUCAUCAAAUAAUGUUUCUGAUAACUAACUAUAUAUUUUAGAAUAUAAUGAAGUCUCAAGUUUUGUUAUUAGAUUCAUUGUUUGGUGGCUGAUUGAAAUUCACAGCUUCUUCUAUUUUUUUGUACUAAUAUGUCAUUUGUCAACGAUUACAAUGUUACAUUAAUUUUCCCUCUUCAGGAAGUAUUUUACAAUGGAAUGUUAUAUUCUUGCUCCCGUGCCAUACGACAGAAAUGAGAAUAACAUUUAUUUCAUUUUAUUUCUGCUUUGUUAAUAAAAUUGUAAUGU